Molecule: messenger RNA, 10576 nt
Organism: Heterocephalus glaber (naked mole-rat)
Lineage: Eukaryota; Metazoa; Chordata; Mammalia; Rodentia; Bathyergidae
Source: RefSeq, a predicted model, not a curated record
GAAGGAACAAAAAAAAAGAAUGGAAGGAAAAAAUAGAAACAGGAAAGAAGGGACAAGAAAAAAAGAAUAGAAGAAAAAAUAGAAAGAAAACAAAUAGGGGAAGAGGGGUUGAAGAGUGAAGGGAAUGGGAGAAGCAGUAAGAUGUAUCAUGUACAGGUACAAAUUCCCUUUGAUGAAUGUGAUCAUUAUGCGUAUCUAAAAUGUACCAAUAUGGGCCAGGGAUUUAGCUCAGUGGUUUCGCCGCCUGCUGCGCAAGUGCAAGGACCCGAGUUUGAUCCCUGGUACCCCCUCCGCCAAAAAAAUAAAUAAAAUAAAAUGUACCAAUAAAUGUUUUGCUUAAAACAAAAAAACAAAAAAGGCCAAUUGAAAUGAACAGACACUAUAUGGUCAUAUGGUCCUGCCCAAAUACAUGAUUCCGGGGUUGUCAUGACAAGUGCCUGAGAUUGACCAGUGGGACUCGUCCCCCAGAGUCUGCUGCCUUGUGGUGCAGUUUCUUUGGGUCCUUGAGAUACCUACCUAUCUAUCUCCUGGGAAUUGAACCCAGGGUCUUCACAGCUACCUCCCCAGCCCAUUUUAUUUUGAGAUAGUCUCACUCAGUUGUUCAGGCAGGACUUAACUUGCAAGGAUUCAAGUUCAAGGAUCAAAUUCAAGGAGGAUUGCAGGUUCGAGCCUCCUGUCUCGGCCUCCCAUAGUGAUGGGCUUACAGGUGUGUGCCAUUGUGCCCAGCUUCUUGGUUGUCUUUAACUGUGUGCUGCUCCACUGAAGUGUCCUGUGGGGUUCUUCAAGGUCUCAGAUGUGGUGAACCCGACUAGGAAGGAGUCAGGUCAGGGCAUUACUCCUAGGAAGCUCUCCAAACCCAGACUGCAUGGAGUGCUUUCCAUCCCCAAGUCUCUGAUUUCUUAGGAAUCAUUUUUCCCCACUUUUGUUUUGCUCCUCUUAGCAUCACAACCAGUCUUUCCUCUAGUCCCCUGAAGUUUGUGGCAGGAUGGGGGUAUGGGUUAAAUUUGGGUUCAUUGCUAGGCUAGGAGGAUGGCCCCUUAGGUUUGCCGUCUAAAGUGGGGAGGAGGGUAGGUCUGGCCUGGAUUUUUCUUCCUCCUCCCUCUGGAGGCCACUGAACCAGAGCCCAAGUUUGCUGGUAUUGGCCAACCCUCUCCAGGCAAAAGGACACUGACCAGUCAGGAUAGACAUUGGCUGGUAUGCCCAAUCAAGAUGCAGCAGCUGAUGUCAGCACUGUUGCUAUGCAGAUUUCACUUUCCAGUGAAAAACAGGCUGGUUUGUCUAGAGCAACCAUCUCCCUGCAAACAAUGAAAAAUGCUGGGGAUAUAGCUCAGUGGCAGAGUGCUUGCCUGGCAUGCAUAGGCCCCAGGUUCAAUCCUAGCAAAAAGCAAAACAAAACAAAAAAACCUCAAAACCUAGAUAAAAUAUUUAAUAACCAUCACCUUAGGAACUCUGAAAGGCUGACAAGACAGUGGGUCAGUGCCAGGCCAACUCAGGGGACAUUAGAUCUCUCAGAUGCAAGGCCCUCCAGGAAGGUGUGGUACAGCCGAGGUCAGCUCUAGGCCUAGGGGAACUUCGAGAGAAAGGGGACCCUACUGUCCAGGUGCCCACAGGCAGUAGCACUGAACCUGGUCCUCAGAGGAGAGAAAAGACACUCAAACCAUGUGGGGCUGAAGCUUCAUUUUGUCAACUUGAUUGGAUCGGGAGCCAUCCAGGCGCUUAGCAGAGCAUAGUUAUGGGUGUCUGGGUGGGUCAUGGGGGUGUAGCCUUGGGGACUAUACCUGAUCCCUCACUUCUUCCUCUCUGGCACUCUUCCCAGCCACCAUACACUGAGCAGCCUUCCACCCCCACACCCUUCCACCAUGAUGGUUCUGUUUUGGAGCCACCCAACCAUGGACUGAAUCUUUUGAAACCAUGAGCCAAAUUAAAACUCUCCUCCUUUAAGUUGUGGUGUUAAGUACUGUAUCUCUGGGACAGGAAAGCUGACUGACACACACUACUUGCUGCCUACCAAGUGCUGUUUGAAGUAACACACUUCAAACACGGGUCCUCAGGGAAAAACACUGACACAAUGGAGGCUCAGACCCAGCCAGGUACUUAUGGCCACACCUGCUCCCACAGGUCCCAGGCCUUCACCUGCCCCAUCUGUAGGCUGGGACAGUGACCCUCCUCGGUGUCAGUGUCCUAAAGGCCACAGGGGGCUGUAUGUGGCAUUUCUGUGCUGAUGUCUAGUGCAGGCCAGCCCAUAUGAGACCUGUGUAUACCAACAUGGGCAUUACCUUACUAACUAGUUGGCCCCAGGACGCAGGACAGGCACAUGGGUCCAUUUCACAGGUAGAGAAAUUAAGGCAAGGGAGGGAGUAGAGACUUGGGCUUCUGCUGUAGCAGCUAAUGCCAUGGGCUUGAAAUGGGAAGCCCCCUCCCAUAAACUCUUCCACCAGGCCCUCUGGUCUGGGCUGUGGCACUGGCAGCCAGCAGGGCCAGACACAAGCCCUCAGUCUGUCCUGGCUCUCAGCAUCCCUGGGGAGCUGUUAAAGUAUUCAGCAAGUGCUGACUGUGUGAGUUGAGUGGCUGCUAGCCUGGACCCUAGGAUGAGCAUGUAUCAGUUAACUAGUGCUGCACAACAAACUAGCCCCAAACAGGACACCUAGAACAACAGCCUUAUCAUUUCCAAAGGGUUGAUGGGCCUACCAGGCAUCCACAGCCCUGGGGUGGGUGUGGCUGACCUUGGCUGGUGGAUUGGUGGAGGGUGGCUGGUCCCCAGUGGCCUCAGUGAGGACAGCCCUACUGCCCUCCCCAUCUAGCAGGGCACCUGGGCUCACUUCCCUGCUGUAGCCAGAGUCCAAGAUGGCAGGUAGAGGCAUGAAUAUCUCUCAAAGCCCAAUCUCAGGACUGGCCGAACUUGGUUUCUGCAACUUUCACUGGCCAAGUACUCUACCUUUGGGAAGAGCUGGUGAGUCAAGGGGUAGAGAAUUGGGGUCACUUAGCGAUUGGCCUGCCACAGAGGGGAGCCAGCACCAUCACCUCAUAGAUCCAGCUCUGAGGAGGGGGUGGUGGUGCUCAGGGGGCCAUUGAUGUCCUCCCCAAGACAGGGCCUCCAGUGGGGUGGUGAAAUCAUUGGUUCACCUGCAGGACUGGAGCCCUUUAUGAGCAUGUGUCCUAAGCAGCUUUGCAGCCUCAGCCAUCAGCCCAGAGUGGCUAUCCCAGGAGGUUUGUUGAAUGACUGAAUGACCUAAGUCAGCUUCUCUACCAGGCAGCCCAGAGGAACAGUCCCAGAGCCUCCUUCUUGGAGUGCAAGCCUAGUUUGGGGUGGAGGGUGUCUCCAUUUGGGGCAUCCCCCCUGUGUGUGCCAGGAGCUGAGGAUGGAGAAACCUCCCACCCUGCCCCCUCUGAGGGGACCCUCUUCCCCACACUCAUCAGUUCCUGUCAGAGCCAAGAUGUGUCGCCAUGGAAACUGCUUGGCAAAUGCUGGCAGGCAGAGGCGGCCAACAGCAGCUUGUGAGCUCCGGGUGCCCGUUGGAGUGACGCUUCAGGAGGGCGUGAACAGGCACGCCCGGCUGUGACAUGUGUGUAGCAAUAGGUGCUGACGAGAAGGGAUGAGGCGGCCACCGUCCCUCCCAGGCCCCUGCCACAUGCAGCCGCUGACCAGGUGCUAGGCCUGGAGGUGCCCAUGCCUUCCCUCAACGUGCUCAGGAGGUGCAGCGCCAGACAGAGCCAUGCCCCAUGUGCCCACUGGUGGCCCCUGCAGCCCUGCCUGUCAGCCCAAGGGACAGUUCCAUAGGAGACCGUGACUGUCCCCUGGGCAGCUCAUGGUCAGCGACAGGGGCUCCUGGGAGUGGCUAGGCCCCACCUGCCUGCCAUGCUGCCCUGUAGGCCGGCCCAGGAGUUCAGCUUCGGGCCUCGCAUGCUGCGGGACGCCCUGGUCUCCAGCGACACAGGGCUGCAGCAGUGCUACACUGGUGCCUUCUCCCUGGCUGAGCGGCUGUUCCUGGCUGAGGCCUACAACCCACACAGGACCCUCUUCCACCCACUGCUCAUCUACUCAGCCUUCGACUGGCUCCUGAGCCGCCCCGAGGCCCCUGAGGACUUCGCCAGCUUCCACGCUGCCCUGCCACACCGCACACAGAGUCUGCCACGGAAGCACAUUUACCUGCAGCCCAUAGAUCUGAGCGAGGCACCAGUGGGCUUCCCCCUGCUGGACUACCUGCGGAGCUGCGCCGAGGCCUUCUUCCUUGGCCUGAGAGUCAAGUGCCUGCCCUCCGUGGCUGCUGAAUCCAUCAGCUGCUCCUCACGUCCCCGCAGGGACUCAGAUGGGCUGCAGCUGAAUACAGCUCCCGCCCUCCCUGCAGACGGCAUCCUGUCCUUCUUGAAAAACAACAAGCCGGAUGAUGCGCUCUGCGUGCUGGGCCUCACACUGUCCGACCUGUAUCCCUGCGAGGCCUGGAGCUUCACCUUCAGCACCUUCCUUCCUGGGCACAAGGUGGGCAUCUGCAGCUUUGCCCGGUUUGUGGGGGAGUUGCCACAGGCAGGGUCCAGUGCCCCCUAUCCGGCCCCACUGGAGGCGGCAGUGGACGGCUCUGAGCGCCUGACGCAGGACAGCGGCCAGAGGCUGUGCUUCAGCGCCCUGGGGGUGGUACAGUGCUGCAAGGUCACCUGUCACGAGCUCUGCCACCUGCUGGGCCUGGGGAACUGCCGCUGGCUGCGCUGCCUCAUGCAGGGGGCACUCAGCCUGGAGGAAGUCCUGCGCUGGCCCCUGGACCUCUGCCCCAUCUGCCUGCGAAAGCUGCAGCAUGUCCUGGGCUUCCAGCUCCUGGACAGGUACAAGCCCUGGUCAUUCAGGACCCUCGGGAGACUCCACACCUGGACCCAGGCAGUAGUGGGGACAUGGCCCAGCCUGGAGGCCGGGGAGCCGUCGGUGUCCGAGACCACCCUGCCCGUCAGCGCCGACUCAGGCAUGUGCUGUGAGAGUGACUCAGAGCCUGGCACCAGCCUGUCCGAGCCUGGCACGCCCGAUGCCUGGAGUCGCACCUUCCCCGAGGGGCCGGAGGAUGAGCUGAGUUCCCUGGCAGCCGCAGAGGUGCUGCCAAGGCUUGGGGGCCCUGUGGAGGCCAUGGAGGAGCACGGACGGUGGCUGGCCACAUGCAUUGAGGCCCUGGAGCGGGAGGUGGCUGAGGAGGAGCUGGCGCAGGUAGACAGGGCGGUGGAUGCCCUGGAGCCAUGGGAGAUGUUCACGGGGCGGCUCCCGGCCAUCAGGCAGGACCGACCCUGCAGCAGGGAUAGUGCAGGGCUGCGGAAGGUCCUAGGGGACAAGCUCUCCUCCCUGAGACGGCGCCUGGGCAUGCGCAGGCUCUCCAAGGUGGAUUCCUCCCCCUGUCACUGGGAUGGGCAGGAGAAGUAGCGAGGCAAGGUGCCCUGCAGGGCUGAACACACUCCCUUCUAGAGGCCAAGCAGGGUGCCUCCUGUAGGUUCUUUGGGUCCCUGCGUCCACCCUGGCCAUGGGUACCUGUGGCUGGGGGCCCUUCCCCCUGCUGGCUGGGGGACCUGCUGGUCUCUCCAGCCAGGGCCCCAGUGGCCGUCUAGGGGCUUGGCAGCUGUGCACCCACUUCCUGGGGGAAGCGAUGGUUUGUUUCUGUGUUGCCCCUCUGUGGAACUUCAAGGCACUGCUGCAUGGGUGGACUCAGUAUUUGCUGGGGCUGCAGUUUCUCUGAUAGCUGCUGUUGGAAAGGAGAGCAUCUAGUUCUUAGGGUUGAGCACAGGAAGGGAGAGGCCUUCAUUGUCCCUGGAGGCCACUGCAUGCUAUCACUGGCAGUGGUGGAAACAGACUACAGUGACAUUUUGGGGCAAGUUUUCUGAGGCAGCUGCACCAUUGAUACCAGUUAGGCCAAUACCAGGCAGGGAUGGGUGUCCAGUUUAUCUGUCUUUACAGAUAUUUUAUUUUGUGGUCUGGUUCUAUCAAUUCCUGAGACAGGGGUGUUAAAAUCCAUCACAGUUAUGGAGCUGUCUGCCUCCCUUCACUUUUGUGUCACAUAUUUUGAAGCUCUUUUGUGUGCACACACUCGAUUGUGUUCCUGAAGUGACCAGUCAUCACUGGUGUCCCGGCCGCAGUGUCAGAGUCACAGGGAGAGAUGCUUCUGUGGCAGAAUCCUAGGCAUUCCCACCUGAAAAGAGCCGAGAGCAGCAGCCUGUGCAUUUGCUGGCUGGGGGGCUCAGACAGCUUUGCAGCUUCUAAGAGAAACAGCCCACAGUACAAAUAUAAGAUUAGCAGGGCCAUGCAGAGGAGGGAAACUGAUGCCUUCCUAUGAACCAGUCUCAGGGCCUGAUGGUGCCAUCCUGGUCCCCAGGUUCAGCCUGGGCAGAGGAAGAGGAGGCAGACUCACAGCUGAGCAGCAGGGGGUGUCAGGCCCGUCAGGCCUCUGCUGUUUUGGCUCCAAAGAGACUGCCACACAGUCAGGAGGCCACUGGACAGGGUGAAGGGGAGCAUGUGACAGGUUAGGAGCCCCAGGGGACACCAGGAGCAGGCGACAUGGCAGCAGGAGUGGAAGGCCUGGCCCAGGUGCCUGUGGCUGCCAACAAACGACAGCCAUUGCCCAGAAAUCCAGUUCGGGCCGAGCGGGGGUGGGGGGUGGGGGGGUGGCCGCAAGCACAGCUGGGACCGCGGGCCUCAGCUCCGGGCUCAGGGCUCCUUACCCCACACACAGCAUGGCCCUCCUGACUCAGCCUGGAGUUCCGGGUUGCCACUCCUCCCCCCAUCUGGCCAGUCACUGAGCCCUCUGAGGGGCCCGGUGUGGCUUUCAGCCCAGUGCCCCAGCCUGCCCGUUUUCAGUGUCCUUCUGUCCUUGGUGAAAGGAGAAUUGCUGAAAUCAGAUAAAGCAGAGCUGGUGAGAGCUCGUGGGGCCGGGUAUGUGGCUCUAGUCCUCAGUGCUGUCCACCUGCACCUGAGCGAGGCCUUUGGCGCCCACCUGUCACAUGUCCCCACAGAGCAGGAGAUGGAGGCACGGCGGUGGAGGCACUCAGAGCAAAACUCGUACCCACAGCCUUUUCAAAGACGUGUGAACUCUGAAAGUUCAGCUUUAGGGUCGAUCCAUGUUCCUCUCUCCUCACCGGUCAGCCCCAGGUAAAGGGCAAAUGGGGAUGACUGCCAUGGGAGGAGGGUCGUAGAGGUGACAGUGAGUGGGCUGCCUCAGUAAAGCUGCGGCUCCCGAUUUGCACAGGCCCCGCUGUGUGCGUACUGAGAGGUUUACAGAAGAUGGCCUCUGAGAGCACGGGGCCAUGGGAGCCUUCAAUGUCUCCCUUUUUCUUUUUCUUUCUUUUCUUUUUUUGUGGUACUGGGGACUAAAUCCAGGGCCUUCACACUGAGCUGCAUCCCCAUCCCUUUAAAAAAUGUUUGAGUCAAGGUCUCACUAAGUUGCUCAGGUGGGCUUGAGCCUGCGAUCCUCCUGCUUUAGCCUCUGAGUAUAAAAAUUUCUUUAAAAACUGGGCAAAAUUAGGUUGGAGCUGUAGCUCAGUGGCAGAAUGCUUGCCUAACAUGCAUGAGCCCGCUGGGUUCCAUCCCAGGAUUGCUAAGGGGGAAAAAAAUAAAAGUGACCACAUAGUAGGCUUAAUUGCUUCCUCAUUUCCAAGUCAGCUGAGACCCCAUGGGCUUGGUGGUCCUUCUGAGCUCCUUUCUCAGGCUGUGAUGGGUGAGUAUGGGUCCUGCAUCUGGCAGCCCCACACCUGGAGCCCAGCCUUGCUGUGGGAGGAGCGGGGGAGAGUGCUCUGCUCCUAGGGCGGGGACGCAUUGGGCAGGAGGCUGAGCCAGCUCUGCAUGCAUCUCCAGGGCAAGGUGGGGUGCUGCUGUGUGAGUCCUGUCUGGAGACAUCAAGGCAUCAAGGCAGAGCUCUGACACACACACACACACACACAGAGGCUUAGCCAAGCUGCUAAUGGUGAAGCUGCGGGUCCAGAUUUAGAUCCCACCAAGUUCCCAGGGGCUGCUGGCAUGUGCUGGGGACAGAAAGUCUGUGCACAGUGCCAAGAUGAGGUGCCCUCCAGACCCAACAGGCGGGCAGGACUGUGCCUCUGAGACUGGCUGCUGGCCCCAUGGCUGCUCGGGAAGGACAGAAGAGCGAGGCCUCCUGAGUGCUGGGAGUACUUUACACCCAUCACUGUCAGUUCUCAAAACAACAGCACCAGGCAGAUGUCAUCAGCCCAUUUCGUGCCUGCAGAAGCUGGUGCAGACAGGAGCGCUCACCUCUAGAGCCCCACAGGCUCCAUUUGCCCCCUCUGAGUCCACCCUGGCUCCCAAGAUCACAGGGAAGUGUGGCGGCUGCUACACCUCCAGACCCAUGGAGAAAUGAGGAGUGUGCAGUGGGCACCUAGCACCAGGUGAGGAUGACAACCAAAUCUGAGCCCAGAGGUGCUGGGGCUUCGUGGACUUGUUGGUAUGAAGAUGAGUCCCCGACAGGAAUGGUUCCUUCCCAUGGAGAUGGAGCAGCAGGGCCCCCAGAGGCAGCACCCACACCCGGUGAUCAGAGGCCGCCUUCCACAGGGCUCCCCAUGCCGUGACAGGUGGGCAGGACGCCGCUGCUUCCUGGGGACUCCUGGGGCUGUGGACCCCUCUUGAGCCCGUUAGCUUGGUCCCUGUGGGGGCAACUGCACACAGGGACCUAGUCUCAAGGAAACAGCAGAUCUAUUUGGGACAAUAGGCUGUCAAAGGUCCACAAGCACGAGUAACUGAGGAAACGCCCCGCUUCCCUGUAAAGACCUGGCUUUGAAAGCGGGUAGAAUAGAUGCAAAGAGCUGCAAGUGGUGAUGGCCCUUUCCUUUUCCAGUAUUCACAACAUCCUCCCGCGGGUGAGAACCCAAAGUAACUGAGGGUAAGAGGCAAACAAAAAUGAGCGUAAGCCAACAACUUCUGAGAAAUGCCCACUGCAGGCACUAUGAAGGGAUUGCUCCUCAGGGGCUUUCAGCAGCCAGGCCAAUCCAACCUCAGACCUGCUCUAAACCGGCCUUGGCCUCCACUAACCAGACCCGAGACCAGCCAGCUCCCCGAAGUGAGACCAUCCCAAUGUCAUCCCCCAGCAUGCUGGUGACACCACUGUCACACAGAACCAGGCCUGUGUCGCCUGGGCUUGUCAAGCCCUCAUGGCCCUUACCCAGGCUUCUCUCUGGCACAGGGCUUGAGUAUGUAGAAAACAGCGUUCAGAGAGGGUCACAGUCAUGGCAGGCAGGCUGUGGCCAAUGCCAGCUGUAUUCCAAGUCGCGCUUCCAGGGGAUAGCAGGAGAAGGUGCAGGGAGGGGCAGCGGUGAAAGGGUGACUUCGUGAGAUGAUACCAGGCCUCAGCCACUUCCAGUCCCCCCAGUGACACAUGGGGGUCCCUUGAUAACUCACCAGGCCUUCAGGGGAUCCCCUAAAGGCCCACAGGGCAGCAGCGUCCCAGCCGCCACCCUACCUCCUCUGAUGUGACAGUGAAGGCCGCCCGGGCUGGUGCGGGUGGCAGUCUGAAGGCCAAUCACUUUCUCCUUCUGCUGUUGUGCCCACCUCCCCCAGAAGCAUUGCUCUACAUGGGGGUCUUGAGACCACAGCCCAAAGCUUGUCAUGUACCCUAAGCAGGAGCCAUGUCUACAAAAGGCAAAGGGGGACUGCCAGGGGAGGGCCCCACUGUAGGACCCCAGAUUCCCUCGAGGCAGCAGCAUCGGCUCUAGGACAGGGCUCUUAGCUGUGCGAACAGCUCUGCCUGGCCACAUGAGGUAUGAGCAUGCCUAACUCGGCGGCAGUGUUAACUGCCCCGUCCACGUACUGAGAUUGCCGGUAUCUUUUUUUUUUUUUUUGCGAGGCAGGCACUGUGCCACUGAGCUAAAUCCCCAGCCCGAUUGCUGCUAUCUUUGAUGUACAGAAUACAUUUCUGUGUUACUCAGAUUUUCCAUGCCUACAGGUUACCUUUUCCCUCUCAAUUCAUAAAUACUAUGAAACUGAAAUAAGGCCUUGAGCCAGUUGCGGUGGUGCAUACCUGUCAUCUCAGCACUUAGGAGGCUGAGGCAGGAGGACUGCCAUGAGUUUAAGGUCAGCCUGAACAACAUAGGUAAACCCUGUCUCCAAAAACCAAACAGAAAAAGACCUUGGAAGAGGAGGACACCAGUCUCAGAGUCUAAGUGAAAACAGGACAACUCAUCAUCUGAACUUGACCUGUGUGGGUGUUGAGGUUCCUGUUCAGCUGUUCACAAAAUUGCCAUCACUGCCGAGGCGAAUGAAGGGAAUGAGGCCAGGGCCAUGCGCCCGGCCACCACUUAUCCCUCUCCUGCCUGGUGGCCCGGGUACUAGACCCACAUCCUACAUCCACGUGGACCACAAGGAGGCCCCUGCUUCUGGAGAGGCACCACGUGGAAGGUGAGAUUCUGCCCUGGAGGCCUGUGGAUGCAACGGUGAACGUGUUCAAGGAUCCACUGUUACCCACACUUCUGCUCAGAGGUGGCGGGUGGUGACCAUGUUCAGGAAGGUUCCAGUGGGAGACAACAUGCCAGGAAGACAGAUGUAAUUUAAGGCAAAUUUUAAUAAUUUGUAAAAAUCAUAUAUACAAAACAUGUUGAACCAACCACCAUG